UUUAACUUUGAAGCUAGUGGUGAAGAAACAGAAGAAGAAGGGUUUGUAGAGGCAGUUGAAGAUGCUGGGGAGAGUGAUGAGGUUGAAGCAGAAGAGGAGGAGGAGGAGUUUCAAGAACCACCUGAAGAUGCUAAGUUGUUUGUUGGGAAUUUACCUUAUGAUGUAGACAGUGAAGGGCUGGCUCGGCUUUUUGAGCAGGCUGGUGUUGUUGAGAUUGCUGAGGUUAUUUACAAUAGGGACACUGAUCAAAGUCGUGGAUUUGGGUUUGUGACAAUGAGUACGGUGGAAGAAGCUGAGAAAGCUGUGGAAAUGUACAAUCGUUAUGAUGUCAAUGGAAGACUCUUGACAGUCAACAAAGCUGCUCGUAGAGGAGAGCGACCUGAGCGUCCGCCUCGGACAUUUGAACAGUCUUACAGGAUCUACGUCGGCAAUAUCCCAUGGGGCAUUGAUGAUGCACGCCUUGAGCAACUGUUCAGUGAACAU
Messenger RNA from Nicotiana tabacum (common tobacco), 483 nucleotides. Lineage: Eukaryota; Viridiplantae; Streptophyta; Magnoliopsida; Solanales; Solanaceae. The record is from RefSeq and is a predicted model, not a curated record.